GCAUGGUGCUUUGUAAAUAAAAAAGUGUUCAACUACUUCUACCUCCGCUGUUGAAGGGCGACUGGACAUUCAUCACCGUGGAAAAGACAAGGACAACAGCAUGAAGUCGUAAAAUGAGGCAAAAGUAGGAGCGGUUGGAGCACAUUUAGAGUCCAAUGUUUGAAUACCUUUUCCUGUGAUCACAUGAACAUCUUCGUCACUGACCCAAAAUCAACAUGACGGCGAACGCAAAAAUAUUCUGAGGGGCGUCGCCAUCAGCGCAGCAAUUACGAGUACGACUGCCCAACAUGUCCUCCGGUAACCCAGCAGAAAGCAGCACCUUUUUUCCGGUGUUGACGCAUGAUAGCGAUGAGAUUCUCGAAACUUUUUCCAGGGUAGACGGUCUACUUCGUCGAGCCUUCCGGAAUCGGUUUUCCAACCCAUUUGGGCUUGCACGUGGCUCUUCGCAGGGUGGUAGUGCAAGUGCAGGAGCGUCAAAGAGUGGAGGAGGUGGCUGUGGUUUUAGUUACGGGUAGUAAGAGCAGUAAGAGAUUGAUGAGAGAUCUUCUGUGAUACAGAUUCAAAUCGUUGCUCGUACCUAGCCUCAUUAUGCGCUUCGAACGAUAAAGUCCUUACGACCUUCUCAAUUCUUAUUGAAAUAAUGACCCUCCUCUAUUUCUAACAUAGCCAAUACUUUUAUCCGCUUGCAGCUUUCGGUGUGAGUGCGGGAUUCGUGUUGAAUUUGUAUAUCUUCCAGCCUAGAGCAUCAUCUACUUCGUCAUCAUCUUCGUCUAGUUCGGCUACUACUUCUAGACAGCAAGACCGCAACAAUCCUGCAGUGGUAAAACGCCGAGUCAUAUCAGGCGCAGUGAGCUCGGUCUUGUCACUCGCGACGCUCUAUGCUGUGGCAACAAGAACUUUUGGAGGUAGUAAUGUUUCUUCACACUCAGAACAACAUGCCUCACGCACACAACUGCAACUUCUCAAGAAAACUCCGCUGUCUCUCUUUGGCUUGCAGCCAGAUCCGGGACCAGCUUUGGGAUGUUUGCUCACUGUGGCGUUGUUGUUUCUGGGGCCACUAGUGGAAGAAGCUGUAGCAUUGUCAGAGGAGAGCAAUGGCAGCCUACUUGCUACAACAACUAUACAGCCGUACAUGAGCUACUCUCACCACACGAGCCAAAUGAUCCAGAAGGUGCUUGUUCCAUAUUUCGUGUUAGCAAGAAGCACGACCACAUCAUUCAAAGACAACUAUAUGAACAUUAGCAAGUUUCUGCCUCGUCUCUUUGAUGGAGUCAAGAAUCUCGUCUCUGCCUUAUCAAAAACGAUCUCGGAUUUCAUCUCGUCAACACGAAUGAGAGAUCUCGUUUUUGCCCCACUGUUUGAGGAAAUAGUUUACAGAGUAUGCGCAACACGACUCUUGCUCUUGGGAAAUUUUAACACGAGCAAGAACAGCAUUCAUCGAAUACUACUUUUUUCGCCUCUGCUGUUCGCCUUUGCGCACGUGCAUCACGGGUAUAACGCAUACUGCGAUAGGGUGGACAGGGUGGCGUAUACACGACUUCUCGAGCAUCUUCAAGAGGAUGAUAAUGUAGUCCUUGUCCGACAAGACCAAGACGUACUAGUUGAAGAUGAAGACUCAGGCGACACUAGCUCCAGUAGGAGCGCUACAGAACAAACAGGUAAAAAUACAACUACUAGAGCAAGAAUAAAGGGCACUACAUCUACAUCAAAAUCAGCUGAGAACAAGAGCCCACCUUCCUCCUUGCCUUCACCAAAAUCAGCAUCACCCUCUCCAAGAACGCCACCUCCUUCUGCAGACCUAGUCCCGCGUGAAACGAAGUUCCGAAUUUUCCGUCUAGUCUUGCUACAGACUAUUUUCCAGCUAGGCUACACAUCAAUCUUUGGAAUCUUGAGCAAUUACCUUCUGCAUCUGACAAAUUCGUUGCCGGGUGUGGUACUUGCGCACAGCUUUUGUAAUUACAUGGGCUUCCCAGAAUUCAAGUUUAUUUUGUCGAGCAGUUCUAGCACAGCUUCAACAACUACAACUUCAAGUUCGUCGUGGUGGCCUAGUCCUAGCACGAUCGCUUUUUUCAAGAGAAGACUCAUACCUGCAUGUGCAUAUGUAGCAGGUCCAUUUUGUGCCUAUUUUUUCGCGACUCGCUGUUUAGGAAACACACCUGCAUCCAAGCGGGCAUGACCGCUGUAUUACUAUCAAUGAAUCCUGUUAAUCUUGUUCAUCCUUUUCGCCCUUCUAGCUUUCAUUUUCCAACUUGUGACAUAGACAUUCUCACUCACAGUUGUGUGUGUGUGUGUACUUCUGCGGAUAGAAACACAUCUUGCUCGUCCUGUGGAUGAGAAGAAAGAAACACUACAAUGAUGCUUUCUAUCUCGUGCCCAAGCAAUUGACUUUCCCUAUUCGCACGCGCACCUCGAAGAUUGAUGUCGUCUUUGAGUUGGUAUUUUUGUCGCAG
This is a messenger RNA of Amoebophrya sp. A25, 2450 nucleotides long. The record is from the annotation of a GenBank genome assembly. Lineage: Eukaryota; Dinophyceae; Syndiniales; Amoebophryaceae.